UCCAAUCAUUUUUUCUUGGAAUUAAUCCAGGAGGCAAGAUGUUAGGCGGCUAUGAUAUAUAUACAUGACUAAGCUCGGGUUUAAUUUGGUUGUAGAGCACAGGGAAGCAUCCAAAUCAACUCAAAAGAAGGAAUUUGAGAGAGAGAGAGGAUGGGGAGGUCCCCUUCUUGUGAUGAGAAAUAUGAGCUCAAGAAAGGACCAUGGACACCUGAGGAAGAUCAGAAGCUUGUAGACUGUAUCCAAAAACAUGGUCUUGGAAGUUGGAGUGCUUUUCCUAAGCUAGCAGGCCUUAACAGAUGUGGAAAGAGCUGUAGGUUAAGAUGGACUAAUUAUUUGAGGCCUGACAUCAAGAGAGGAAAGUUUUCUCAAGAAGAAGAGCAAACCAUUCUGCAUUUCCAUUCCAUCCUUGGAAACAAAUGGUCAGCAAUUGCGACGCAUCUACCAGGGAGGACAGACAAUGAAAUCAAGAAUUUCUGGAACACACAUUUGAAGAAGAAGCUGAUUCAAAUGGGUUUUGAUCCAAUGACUCAUCAACCAAGAGCCGAUAUUUUUGCAAACUUGCCUCAUCUAAUAGCCAUGGCUAACCUUAAGGACCUCAUAAACCAACCCUUGUUAGGAGCUGAUCAAUUGGCCAACCUUCAAUACCUACAACAUCUUCUCCAAUUUGCAGACUCAUCAUCAGUAACUUCAAGCCCAUAUAGCCAAAACAGCAUUACAGAUCACAUUGAUGCUCUCAGUUUAUGGAAUUCAAUUCCUCCAUUGAAGCAAAACCCAGUUCUAAAUUCAAGUUAUUCAACCCAAGUAUUGCAAAAUCAAGCACUAUUUUCCAUUGAAAAUGCAACUUCUUCUCAACCACUCCACCACAACAAUCCCAUCAUCACCUCAUUGAAUAUUCCAGUGUCAGACCCACAAGUCCCUUUCUGUUUCCAAACACCUUUGACUAGUGGUAUUAACACUGCAAUGAUCAGCCAUGAAGAUGAUAAACCACCAAACUCUCCAUGGCUUCUUCCAUCUCCAACUUCUUCAGGCACUCUGCCAAUAAGCGAGGUGUCGAUAAGCAAUCCUGGAGAUGGAUGCAGCGUUUCUAGCUAUGGUGGUGGAGGAGCCUCUUCUUCCUGUUGGACUGAACUGUUUUUUGAGGAACCAUUCAUGCAUGAGAUUUCUUAGUUUUGAAGUCAAUUUGAGUGAUUUUGUUCAUACAGAUGGACAUAUAUAUAUAUGUGUAUGGAGGCAUUUCAAAUUUACAAUUUGUACGCUUGUACAUAUUUUUGUAAAGGUAGUCAUUUGAUUUGAUGAGUUGCGAAAUUUAAACUCCAAAACUACAAUUAUGAUGCAAAGCAAAAUGUUAUAAUCGGUUAAGAUCAGAUCAGACGAUCAAUUGUUUUAGGUUGA
Messenger RNA from Camellia sinensis, 1392 nucleotides. RefSeq names its product transcription factor MYB93. NCBI's taxonomy places the organism in Eukaryota, Viridiplantae, Streptophyta, Magnoliopsida, Ericales, Theaceae. The record is from RefSeq and is a predicted model, not a curated record.